This is a messenger RNA of Saccoglossus kowalevskii, 1157 nucleotides long. Its product is annotated as polycomb complex protein BMI-1-like. Gene Ontology annotation, biological process: negative regulation of transcription by RNA polymerase II. Gene Ontology annotation, cellular component: PRC1 complex. NCBI's taxonomy places the organism in Eukaryota, Metazoa, Hemichordata, Enteropneusta, Harrimaniidae. Gene Ontology annotation, molecular function: promoter-specific chromatin binding. The record is from RefSeq and is a predicted model, not a curated record.
AAAUGGUUGGAUCACGUGACCACAUUCAACGCGUUUGAUGGGAACCGCACAUCGCUUGAUAAAAUAACUCAGCGCUACGUAUGCAGAUAUUGACGUUGGCCGCCAAAGCAGACCAUUAUACCCUACCAGACCAGAAUGAAUCGAACCACGAAGCUGAAAAUGACGGAAUUGAAUCCCCACUUGAUGUGUGUUUUAUGUGGUGGUUAUUUUAUUGAUGCCACGACCAUUAUAGAAUGUCUUCACUCGUUUUGUAGAACCUGCAUAGUUCGAUACUUGGAAACGAGUAAAUACUGUCCUAUUUGUGACACCCAAGUACAUAAGACCAGACCAUUAUUAAAUAUAAGAUCAGACAGAACGCUUCAAAGUAUUGUAUACAAAAUGGUACCAGGGUUAUUCAGAGAUGAAAUGAAGAGGAGACGAGACUUCUAUGCUGGUAAUACACACUCUGCCAGCACAAGUGCGGCUGCGCAGAGUGCUGAAGAACGAGGCGAGGUCGAUGAAAAUUUCCUUUACAAAGACGACGAAAAGAUAAGUUUGUCACUAGAGUACUACAUCGCUGCACAGAACGGACAUCGUACGGUGUCUAAUGGAGGAGGUAGUGAAAGCGGCGACAGCAGCAAAGACGAGAUGAAUGAUGUACGCUAUUUGAGAUGCCCAGCAGCAGUCACAGUGUACCAUAUCAAGAAAUUCAUUAGGCACAAGUUUGGGCUUCCUUCUUCAUUUGAGGUUGAUGUUUUAUAUCGGUAUCGUAACAGCGACGAUUCCCUAAUAGAUCAUUAUACUUUGAUGGAUAUUGCUUAUCUGUACGACUGGAGGAGAAAUAAACCAUUGGCUUUGAUGUACAGGGUACGGCAACCGUCGGUGAAGAGGCAGAAAACAUCUCACAUCCAAAAUGCAGUUCAUAUAGAGGUACAAAAAAGCCCUAUAACACCCAUUGACAAGGACAAUGUAGGCAAUGUGCCUGAAGACGCUACAAAGGUAUGCAAGUCGCCUUCACCGCCAAAGAAUAUCUCAGACGACAGUACUAGUGUUGAGAAGAAACCCAACGCCGUAGAAAUUGUAGUUUAGUUGUUCUUACACUCAAACUAGAAGUUUUUCUGGUCGCACUGACCUGGAUGUAGUUCUUAUAAGAUAACAGAAAUCGUCGGAAAUCGCGG